AUGGGUGCCGUCGUCUCUUGCAUCCAAAGCGUCUUCCACGCCAUCGGCUCGUGCCUGAUGGGCAUCGUGAACGCCAUCGGUUCCGUUCUGCACGCUAUCAUCAGCGGUGUCGUCACCGUCAUGGACGUGCUCAUCUCCUGCCUGACAUGCGGUUACUGCGGGAAUCGUCGUCGUCGAGGCACUAGGUCUGCGGUCUAG
Messenger RNA from Penicillium maclennaniae, 198 nucleotides. RefSeq lists its product as uncharacterized. The record is from RefSeq and is a predicted model, not a curated record. Bases 1 to 198 code for a protein of 65 amino acids. Lineage: Eukaryota; Fungi; Ascomycota; Eurotiomycetes; Eurotiales; Aspergillaceae. The transcript is spliced from 2 exons.